Clonostachys byssicola is the source of this 1224-nucleotide messenger RNA. The record is from the annotation of a GenBank genome assembly. Lineage: Eukaryota; Fungi; Ascomycota; Sordariomycetes; Hypocreales; Bionectriaceae.
AUGGACAGUGCACCAGUUCAUGGGAAUAUCGUUUCCCUUCUCCAGACAUAUCUGGACACUUUCUUCCGCUUGGAGAUCCGAGAAACUCGUCUCUCUGCUCGUAUCGGCUAUGGCGCUGUUGGUACAGCCGAGUUCACGUACGAGAUUCGCCUUGCCCGACCGACCCCUGACCGGCAAUGGUGCGAGGGGGGUCUCCAAGCUGGUUGCAAACCCAUGCCAGGGAAUAUGACGAAGCUGAUAGCGUUGGUUACUUGGCUGGAGGGAGCACAACCGCGGAGAACCGGCACCGUCGUUUCCCAAGCUGCUUCGAUGAACUUGGCGUCCCAGGCUUUGGGUAAUGGUUGGGGUUCUCUCGCUCCAGACUGCUACGGGUACGCGCAGAUGGGAAGGUAUGGCAUUGUGUUGCAGCAAGCCAUGCCUGGCCGCCGGGUUUCAUCUGUAUUCCACCGGAUGGGCAAUCGCCAAGUUGAUGUCCUAUUUCAUGACAUUGCUAGAGUCCUCCAAAGGCUCCAGUCAUGGCGUCUCCCGGACUCCGUUACGGGGUGGGGCUCUGUGACGUUUACAGACACGGCGCAGAUCCGUAGCUCGGCCGCCCCCAUCGGGCCUCGACAGCCGUGUGCCUCCCUCGAGGAUUGGUUGACCUGUUCGGCUCUCCAUAGGCUCCAGCUUGCCGAUGAGAGUCGAAUCAUCGAGGGUUGGGAACUGCAUGGUUUGAGGGACCGUAUCCUCAAUUAUGUGCGCCAUGGCAUUCCUCGUCUCGUGCAGGCGCUUGAGAACCCUGGUCAUAGGGUUUUAACCCACGGCAGUCUUUCCUGCGAUAAUCUUCUUUGCGACGAGAGAACUGGGCAACUGACUGGGGUUCUCGGCACCAAUCGAGCCAUUGUAACGCAUCCCUUCCAAGAAUUCCUGUCCUCCUUCUUUGUCGGAUCCGAGCUUUCCAUCCUGCCGUACGAUUCAGGUCCAUUAGAUCUGGAGCAUGAGUCCUUGCGGUUCUAUGACGAUCUUUUCCGCAGGGCGUUGGAAUUCCACGCCGUCCUGAUCCCACGUGCUAUUCGUGGCUUCAGGGACGCUUUUGCCCACCAAUUGCUGACGCUUUCCAUCCUUCCUAGCCACCUCACGCAAAGGUGCGAGUUUCUUGAUCUUGUACCCGAGUACAGACGCGACGGUGAAAGGGACGAGUCCGCAGCCCUGUUGAACCAAAAUUUGUCAGAAUUGGGUUUUUAA